AUGGGGAUGAAUCAAACAGUAGUCACCGGUUUUAUCCUAUUGGGGUUUACUAACCGCAAUGAUAUCCUGGUCAUCUUGUUUAUUGUAUUUCUCGUGAUCUAUGUCUUCACACUGUUGGGCAAUUUUUGCAUUAUAGCCGUUACAUUCUUUAACACCAUCCUACAUAAGCCGAUGUAUUUCUUUCUAGGAAACCUUGCAUUUUUAGACAUUAUCUAUUCUACAGUAAUUGCUCCCAAAAUGCUCUCUACCUUCCUAAUGAAAGACAAAUCCAUCACGUAUACGGGGUGCGUGGUUCAGAUGUUCCUCUUUGCAGUGCUGAUUACAACAGAGAGUGUCCUCCUUGCCAUCAUGGCUUAUGACCGAUACCUUGCCAUCUGCAAUCCUUUGAGGUAUCCAGCCAUCAUGACCACAAGGUUCUGUGCCUGGCUCAUCAGUGGGGCUUAUCUGAACGCUUCUCUACAUUCAUUAUUGCACACUUAUAUUCUUUCACAUUUAACAUACUGUGAAGACAGACUGAUCCCCCACUUCUUCUGUGAUGUGACACCCCUCAUCAAACUGUCCUGCUCCAGUACUGCACUAGCUGAGCUCCUAAUAUACACCGAAGGUUCUUUGGCUGCUAACAUUCCGUUCCUUUUCAUUCUCAUCUCCUAUGUGCUCAUUACGCGGGAUAUAGUGAAAAUGAAAAACAGCAGUAGCCGCAGCAAAGCCUUUUCCUCUCCUGUUCUUCUCAUCUCAUGGUCAUUUGCCUGUUUUAUGGUACCGACAUUUUCAUUUACUUCCGUCCUCCAUCAGACUACUCAUCUCAGUAUGAUCGCAUUGUUAGCAUGGCUUACACCAUCAUCACACCUAUGCUGA
Messenger RNA from Staurois parvus, 855 nucleotides. NCBI's taxonomy places the organism in Eukaryota, Metazoa, Chordata, Amphibia, Anura, Ranidae. The record is from the annotation of a GenBank genome assembly.